Molecule: messenger RNA, 1074 nt
Organism: Orbilia oligospora ATCC 24927
Lineage: Eukaryota; Fungi; Ascomycota; Orbiliomycetes; Orbiliales; Orbiliaceae
Exons: 3
Coding region: 1-1074 (357 amino acids)
Biological process (GO): cellular response to misfolded protein
Cellular component (GO): endoplasmic reticulum membrane
Molecular function (GO): Hsp70 protein binding
Source: RefSeq, a predicted model, not a curated record
AUGUCGGCAAAAUCCACAGGUGCAGAUACAUCUUCCUCCGGAGCCGCCAGAAACCGUGAACACCAACAGGGAAAACAAGAUCGCGAAUACACAUCUAGUCAAAAAGCCGCUGUCGACCGAGUGCGAAAAUGUAAAUCGACAGCUUAUUACGAGAUUCUCAACAUAAAGGUGGAUGCCGAGGAUGGCGAGAUCAAAAAGGCCUACAAAAAACUUGCUUUGGUCAUGCACCCUGACAAGAAUGGUGCUCCCGGUGCAGACGAAGCAUUUAAAUUAAUCGCAAAAGCAUUCCAAGUCCUAUCCGAUCCACAGAAAAGAGCAACAUUCGAUAGAACAGGCGGCGACCCCGAAUCUAGGAACUUCGGAGGGGCUUCGGCUGGCGGCAAUGGUCCAUUCCCCGGGUUCCAGGCCAGACCCGGACGGCCCCAGUUUACGGAUGAGAUAUCGCCGGAGGAACUAUUUAACAUGUUCUUCGGCGGUGGAGGAGGCGCUUUCGGUGGGGGAGGAACAUUCUUCGACCUCGGUGGCGGCGGUCCGGGUAUUAGAAUACACCACUUCGGAGGGCCGAACCCUCGGAGACGGCCUAAUGGGAAUGCUGAGGCAGGUCCCGACGCCGAUAAUUCGAUAGGAUCUACGCUUAUCCGCUUAUUACCUUUAAUUCUGAUAUUCGCCUUCUCUUUAAUAUCGUCAAUACUUUCUGGCUUCGGUGGAACGACUGGUGGAACAGGUGCCGGUCAGUACCCUGGCCCCCAUUUCAAAUGGGCACCCGAUGCCCCGUAUACGCAGAAACGCUAUACGCCGACAUAUAAGGCCCCAUUUUAUGUUAAUCCUACUGAACUCGAAAAAAUACCCGCGGCAAAGCUCGUUAACGCUCUGAAAAGAAUGGAUAAUUAUGCGGAGUCGGUGUACAUCAAGGGAUUAAGGAUGAGGUGCGAUAAAGAAUACGAAAGGAGGGCAACAAAGAUCCAGGAGAGCCAAGGAUGGUUCCUUGUCGACCAGGAGAAGCUUAACGAAGCAAUGGCCGAACCGAUGAGGAGUUGUCAGAAGCUUACAAGUUAUGGCCUUGCACAUAGGUAG